Messenger RNA from Dichomitus squalens LYAD-421 SS1, 4943 nucleotides. RefSeq lists its product as uncharacterized. Lineage: Eukaryota; Fungi; Basidiomycota; Agaricomycetes; Polyporales; Polyporaceae. Gene Ontology annotation, cellular component: cell septum; cell periphery. The transcript has 5 exons. The record is from RefSeq and is a predicted model, not a curated record. Gene Ontology annotation, molecular function: chitin synthase activity. Bases 1 to 4467 code for a protein of 1488 amino acids.
AUGGACCACCGCGGCCAGCGUCCCCCACGCUCAGCCCGACCACCGGGUCAACAGCCACCUCAGCAUCAGCCUCCGCCCCAGUCCCAGUCCCCGCCUGCAUACCCCGCCGUGUAUCCGGCUGUCUACCCUUCACAGGCAUACUCCGAUCAGUCAGCCGCCGCCUACCGCCCCCCGCCCCAACCCCAGGCAAGCUACUCGGCGUCCUCGAGAGGGAUCUCCUUCCAGCACACCGAGGGCGGUGACCGUCGCGACCCUCUCGACCAGAAUCGCCAGCGGCACUAUUCGGCAUACCAGCCCACCUCCCCCACCCCGAUGGACGUCGAGGGCGGUUUCUCGGACGGCAGGGUAGGCAGGAAGAAGUCCCUCGUCCGCCCCGACAGGGAGAAGAUCGACCCAGGCCACCGCCAGUGGCACUACCGCAACCACGCCGCCCAGCUCGUCGACGAGGGCGGCGACGCCAUUCCCUCCGCGACGGGCAACGCUCCCCAGCGAGGCCAACUGCGCCGUGGGAAGUCGCUGCUCGGGCGAGAAGAAGACCAGCACGAAUCAGGACUCGCCCUCUUCAAGCGCGGCACCCUACGACGGAAGAAGUCCGCGGGGGGUACAGCCAAACCCUCCGAUGCGCCCAAGUCUGGCAGCUGGCUCGACAACAUCGGCCCAGGGCCCAAGGAUGCCUGGUACAUCUACUGUUAUUUGUCGACGUGUUUCGUCCCCACGUUCCUUUUGCAUUCUUGCGGUGAGUGCUUUGAUUUUCGCGUGCCUUGGGAAAAGUGGCGUGUGCGAGCCGACUUCGAGUUAGGCAUCCGCACCCCCGAAGCACAACGAGCAUGGCGCGAGAAGAUGGGUCUCCUCUACAUUAUCUUGAGCCUCAUGGCUGUCGUCGGUUUCAUCACAUUCGGGUUCACCGAGGUUGUAUGCGGUCAGCAGCCCAAUCGCUUCCAGUCCGAUCAUAUCGAUACCGCCUCCGUCAUCAUCCAUGGCUUCGACUACGACUUCAGCAAAUUCAGCCACCCUCAGGUCGGGGAUUUCAACGGCAAGGUGAACCCGCUUUUCGAAGGGAACUGGGGUGCUGCCGGUGCAGACAUCUCCUUCCUCUUCCAAAACACGAACGGAAACUGCCGUCAGUUCAUCACGAAAUCAGGCAACUCGACCAUCACUGGCAGCAAUGGAAAUCUUGACUGGUACUUCCCGUGCAACAUCUACAACCAGUUCGGCACAUCCGGCGUCAAUCUCACCAAUUAUGACAAGGACACGACCUGCCAUACUUCUUCUACUGCGCGCAACCAGCUCGCAGCUAUGAAACCGCAGGGUCAAGUAUACUAUACUUGGGAUCAGAUCCACAACUCUUCGCGUAAUUUGGCGGUCUUCGAAUCAUCGGUUAUCGAUUUGGGCCUUCUAAAUUGGUUGAGUAAGGCGGAGGUUAACUACCCCGACCUAUUCGAUGAGAUGAAGCAACCAAAUGGCACUUUCAACGGCAAGGACCUGAGCAUGUACUUCCUCCGCACGAACCAGCGCACGCUCGGAAAAUGCUUGGAAGAGAUCGCCAUCGUCGGAUUUGUGGACACAAACAGCAUUGGGUGUGUUGCCUCUCAGGUUGUGCUCUAUGUCUCCCUUGUCUUCAUUGUCGGUGUCGUUGGCAUCCGUUUCGUCAUGGCCGUCCUCUUCUCCUGGUUCUUCUCCUGGAAGCUCGGCAACUUCAAGCGCGAGACGUACGAGGAGCGUAUGCGUCGUGCGGCCGAGAUUGAGAGCUGGGCGGACGACAUCUACCGCCCGGCUCCCAGCCAGUAUCGCCCGAGCGUGCAGAAGAACGGCCUCACCAAGGAGCACAAGCGUAGGACCUUCCUUCCCAGUACCUCUCGUUUCACACCUUCGGAGGGCGUCCUCAAGGGAGUCGGCGGUCGUCCGUCAACCGCCUACGGUAUGCUGGAACCUAUGCCCUACAAGCGUAGCACCACGAUGAGCGUCUAUGGCGCGCCAAGCUCCAAGGGCGCGAAGCCUUCGCCUCCAGAUACCCCAUAUCGCCAAUCCCGCAGCUCGACCUCGCUCGUCACGGAUUCACAGCGCUUCGCUGACAAUCCGUGCCCGUUCCCUCUGCACAAUGUCGUCCCUCAGCCAUCGUCAGACUUCCAGCCUUUCGGGUACCCGCUCGCCCACACCAUCUGUCUCGUCACGGCUUACUCCGAGUCUGUCGAGGGUCUCCGCACGACUUUGGACUCUCUGGCCACCACCGACUACCCGAACAGUCACAAGCUGCUUUUGGUCAUCGCCGACGGUAUGGUCAAGGGAGCCGGCAACACGAUGACUACGCCUGAAAUCUGUUUGACCAUGAUGAAGGAGUUCGUCAUCCCUCCCAACGAGGUCGAGCCGCACUCAUACGUUGCCAUCGCGGACGGCCACAAGCGCCACAACAUGGCCAAGGUGUACGCCGGCUUCUACGACUACGACGACGCGACGGUGGAGCGGUCGAAGCAGCAGCGCGUUCCCAUCGUUCUCGUCGCCAAGGUCGGCAACCCGCUCGAGGUGAACGACGCGAAGCCGGGCAACCGUGGGAAGCGCGACUCGCAGAUUGUCCUUAUGGGGUUCCUCCAGAAGGUCAUGUUCGACGAGCGGAUGACGACGUUCGAGUACGAGUUCUUCAACAGCGUGUGGCGCGUGACGGGCGUGAGCCCGGACCGGUACGAGCUCGUGCUGUGCGUCGACGCGGACACGAAGGUCUUCCCGGACUCGCUGAGCCGGAUGGUCAGUUGCAUGGUGAACGAUUACGAGAUCAUGGGCCUCUGUGGUGAGACGAAGAUCGCGAACAAGGCCGAGACUUGGGUAACGAUGAUUCAAGUAUUCGAGUACUACAUCUCUCACCACCUGAACAAGGCGUUCGAGUCCAUGUUUGGUGGUGUCACCUGUUUGCCUGGGUGUUUCAGCAUGUACCGUAUCAAGGCUCCCAAGGGCGACGGUGGGUACUGGGUCCCUGUUCUCGCGAACCCGGAUGUCGUGGAGCACUACUCGGAAAACGUGGUCGACACGCUGCACAAGAAGAACCUGCUGCUCCUGGGUGAGGAUCGGUACCUGACAACGCUCAUGCUCAAGACGUUCCCGAAGCGCAAGAACGUCUUCUGCCCGCAGGCCGUCUGCAAGACUGUCGUCCCGGACACAUUCGGCGUGCUGCUCUCGCAGCGCAGGCGUUGGAUCAACUCGACCAUCCACAAUCUCGCCGAGCUCCUUCUCGUGAGGGAUCUCUGUGGUACAUUCUGCUUCUCGAUGCAGUUCGUGGUCGGGAUGGAGCUUGCGGGCACGCUCGUCCUCCCCGCCGCCAUCUCGUUCACGGUCUACCUCAUCGUUUCGUCGAUCAUCCCGGGCGGGCCCAACACGACCAUCCCGCUCAUCCUGCUCGCUAUCGUCCUCGGUCUACCUGGAUUGCUCAUCGUCAUCACGUCGCGCAAGGUCGCCUAUGUCGGGUGGAUGCUCGUCUACCUGCUCUCGCUCCCGAUCUGGAACGGUAUCCUGCCGUCGUACGCGUUCUGGCACUUUGACGACUUCUCGUGGGGUCAGACGCGUCAGGUCGCCGGGGACAAGGCUGGUGGGAACCAUGGAGACAAGGAGGGCGAGUUCGACUCGUCGCAUAUCGUUAUGAAGCGGUGGGCCGAGUUCGAGCGGGAGAGGCGCUGGAAGAGCGGGACGCAAUCGAGGGACUCGACUGCCUAUGACCGGUCUGCGUCACCCAAGAGGCCCGAUGUGAACAGGUACUCGCUGGUGUCUGACUAUCAACCCCCACAAUUGCCACCCCAGCCUUUCGAUCAGAGCACAUACGAAUCCUCGUACUCCAGCGGCGGCGCUCCUCCUCCCCCUCCUCGAUCCAGACACGACAGCACCGGUCAAGUCCUCACGCUUCCUACGCCCCUGUCCGUUAGCCGGACAAUGCCUGCUUCUGCGACGCCAUCGGCCUCGACAGUCGCACUCUCGCGCUCGAGCGAAGAGGGCUACAACUCCGACAUCGGAUCGCAGCAGCGCCUCGUCAGCCCCCAGGAGUCAUCCCAGGAGGACGAGCGGUACCAGACCCCGAACAACUUCGAGGCUCGGGUCUCGCGCUCCGGCGGCGUCCUCCGGCAAGGCACCAUGUCGGCGCAGUACCCGGGCGAGACGCAGAACGCGUAUCAGUACUCGCCCCAGACCGCUGGCUUCGACGAACCAUCCGUACCGUUCAUUGCGGAGCCCGAGGACAUGUCGCCGACCCCUGCCCAGCUUCGCGCGCGUGGGAUCAGCCUGUCCGAUCACGGGCCGGUUCCAGGGCCGGGUGGCGUAAGGCGGGUGUCGAGGCAGCAGAAUAGGCGGCCGUCGUCGCAGGCACCGCAGCAACAACAACAGCAGCAGCAGCAGCAGCAGCAGCAGCAGAACCAGAACAGGUACUCGCGCACGUUCAACCUCCCGCCGGGUGCAGCACCACCGCAGUCAGGUCAGGGAUAUGGAUACUAGAUCGGAUGUGAGAACCGAGACGUUUCCGCAAUGUGUGAAACCGGACUGUUUGAAGACCGUUUUGUAGUAUGACUCUGUCACGACCUUGCCCUUGAUGUACACGGACCUCGAUCAGGCAUGCGCUAGUAAAUACUACUUAGUUACAUUCCUUCUCCCCUUACCUCUUCCGCUUUAAUCAUCUUGAUUCUCCGUCUCCGUCUCACAUGUCACUUCGGGCACGCGCAUGGACAUCCCGAUCCUACCUACCUAUCCCUCAUGACCCCUUGGCCUAGCUAGUUAUCACUCACCUACCCACCUACCUACUUACCCUUGCAAGUAGAUUCACGACACCAACCUCCAGCUUCUAACAUUACUUGCCUCCUUACUUCGCGCCGCAUGAUGUAUCCAAUCCGCCCAAUUUCACUGUUCAUGUUUACGUUCACGUAGCACGUCCGUAUGCGCCUAGUUGGUUCGCCAGCAAUCAAAUCGGAUAACUC